AUGCUGAACAACAUCUCCGCGGGCAGUUUCGUUCACGGCGUUUCUGGAACGAAGGAUCUUCAUGCGCAGGACAUGAAGAGGCACGACAAGUUGGAUACUCCCGUGCUCCGUGUGAAUUUGGGCAGUGGACUCGCCGGCGGUGGACUAACGCCUCAUCAGGAAUUGAUCAUGGCUACCGCGGGUAAGCGUUUUUCAACGCGUAUCGGUCAAGAUGACGUCAAGCCGGCGAAACAGAAACGACAUCGGACGAGGUUCACACCUGCCCAGCUGAACGAGCUGGAAAGGUGUUUUAAUCGGACGCACUAUCCGGACAUUUUUCUCAGGGAGGAGAUAGCUGUGAAGAUUGGCCUCACGGAGAGUCGAGUUCAAGUGUGGUUUCAAAAUCGCCGAGCGAAAUGGAAAAAAAAGAAGAAAUCGCCGUCGGUGUUCCGGUCCCCGGGCGCGCUGCUGCCCUCCCACGGGUUGCCGCCUUUCGGCCCGAUGAGCUCCGAUCUCUGCGGCGCUGGAAUGUUUCACGGACCUGCUGAGAGAUGGGGAAUGGGAACAGGUCUUGGACAAUUGGGGCAGGGAGGCAUGGGAAUGGGCGGUUUCGGGCAAAGUUUAGGGCAACUUGGUCAGCAAAGCACGGGGAGCCUCGGCUCGAGCUUGGGUCUUGGUAAUUCCGGGCUCCCGAUCAGCAGUCCAUCCCAGACCGUCUAUCAAGCCAGUUACGGACUAAAUUCCCUUGGGGGUGUGCAUGUGUCAGCGUCCCGAGGCUCCCCUCCGGAAGGAUCCAGCGUAGGCGGCGGUCCCGGUGGCGGUCUUGGCUCGGCCUUGAACUGCGGUCAGGUUUCGCCUGGGACGACUUCCGGUAGCGGUGGAGGCGGCGGGGGCGGUGUAUCCUGCGUGGCUGCCGAUGUGAACGCGACGGAGGUCUCGGAUUGGAGAGGCGCCCAUAGCAUCGCGGCGCUGAGACGUCGAGCCUCGGACGCCUCGCAACAAUACAGUCCUCAGCCACCGCCGCUGCCCGCAGGACCGCCGCAAUACGCCCACGACAUAGAGUACAAUUCCGUUUACUGA
Dufourea novaeangliae is the source of this 1059-nucleotide messenger RNA. It is a transcript of the gene otp, whose product is annotated as homeobox protein orthopedia. The coding region runs from base 1 to 1059 and encodes 352 amino acids. The record is from RefSeq and is a predicted model, not a curated record. Lineage: Eukaryota; Metazoa; Arthropoda; Insecta; Hymenoptera; Halictidae. Gene Ontology annotation, molecular function: DNA-binding transcription factor activity, RNA polymerase II-specific; DNA binding. Gene Ontology annotation, biological process: regulation of DNA-templated transcription; neuron differentiation. The transcript has 6 exons.